GUUUUCUUCAAACCUGUCGGCAAUUCCAAGUUUCUUCUCCAACUCCACGCACAGAUGCGAUUUAUUGGAAAAAAUAGUUAAAACCAAAAUGCCAAAGGUUGCGCCAACACGGUGGAAUUAUAACAUUCGCACAGUCAGUGCCGUUUUUGAGAACCGUGAAAGUCUUAUUGAUUGUUUCCGGGAGUUAGAGAAUAAAUGUGAUAAAACAAUUACUAGUAAGGAGGCAUACGGUUUAAGAAGAGCACUCGAAGAUUCUGAUUUCAUCUUUUUUUUGACUUUUUUUCACAAAACCCUACCGCACGUAGCUAUUUUGUUUAACCAGUUUCAAAGUAGGAAUAAAGACAGGACACUACAGAGGAUAUACAGCAAACUGUUGAAAAUGAGCAUGGAGACAAUGGAAAUAAACGCAGAAAAGUAGGACCCGAAGAAAGAAAUUGUAUUAUUGCAAAAGAAGUUUGCGAUAUAAUAAUUGUACAGACAAAAGAGAGACUUUCUUACAGGGGUCAUCUAGAAGCUGCAUCUUUAUUAGAUACACAAAACUUCACAAACUAUUCGAGAUAUUUUCCAGCAAAAAUACUGAAUUCAGUUGUGACUUAUUAUCCAAUGGUAAAUAAAGAAAAACUGAAAACCGAAUUAGAAGUAAUGUACAUGAGGGAAGACUUCAAAAAUAUUACAGGUGGUUUGAAUUUGCUGUCCCUACUGACUAAUAACAACCUAGAGGAAACUUUUAGCGAAGUAACUAAGUUGUUGCAAAUAAUUAUAACUACUCCCAUGUCAACUUCCGAAGCAGAGCGCUGUUUCUCAACCCUUAAGAGGAUAAAAUCGUUUUUAAGAAACUCGAUGGGC
Acanthoscelides obtectus is the source of this 846-nucleotide messenger RNA. The record is from the annotation of a GenBank genome assembly. Lineage: Eukaryota; Metazoa; Arthropoda; Insecta; Coleoptera; Chrysomelidae.